Messenger RNA from Schistosoma turkestanicum, 3316 nucleotides. Lineage: Eukaryota; Metazoa; Platyhelminthes; Trematoda; Strigeidida; Schistosomatidae. The record is from the annotation of a GenBank genome assembly.
CGUUUUCUCAAGGUUGCGCUACCGAGAAGUUUUACCAUAUACGGGAAGUCGAUUAUGCCAGCAGUAUAAUGUGCACGUCAGAGCCGGUAUCAGGGUGGCUCUACAAAUGGACAAACCUUUUAAAAGGCUAUAAAAAGCGUUGGUUCGUAGUACAUAAUCAUUUACUUAACUACUACCGAGGACCCGAUGCAGUUGGAAGACAUUGUCAUGGGACCUUCGACUUGACAGAUGCAUAUUUGAGUUCCCAAAAUUCUGGAUCUUCAUUCAUUCUGACAGAGAGUUCUGGAAGGAAGCAUUACUUUAAAGCAUUGUCAGAAGAAGACAAGAAGAAAUGGAUAGAAGCUCUUAAAGAUAUUAUAUCAAGAUCUCAGAGAACCCCUACUGAGAUUGAAUCAGACUACUCAUCAUUUAUUGUACUUCGAUCAGAAAAAGAGAACAAUUUCAAGCAAAAUUCUUUCAGAUUUACUCUCAAAGGUCGGCCAAAGUUGGAUAUUAAAACAACCAGUUUCCCAGUUCUAUCUCAACCACUUUCUCGCCAAUCAGUCCCCCUAAAUCACUGUGCUGACCAGUCAUGUUCACACGACCGUAUGAGUAAUUCAUCUAGUGAGAGGUAUCGCAGAAUAAAGGUCAAACACAAUUCAUUGAAAUCCGAUUGUAUAUAUCCAUCAGAUGCUCCAAUACAGAAUUCAUGUUCUCGCUCUAUGUAUGAACCAAAUAUUACUACCAAUGACCUUAAGCUGAAAACUGACACCGGAAGACGUUUGUCCCGUCAAUAUACCAUUUCAUUCGAAGACAGCAACCGUUUAAGCAUCAUAGAGUCUUUACGGAAACGCUUGCAUGAUCACAUUAGUAACAUUUGUUCUCAAGUCAGUAAUAUCGAGUCAAUGCUUACAUCCGUUUCAAACGAUUUAUCCAGUUUGCUGCUUCGGUCGCGUUCAUUCCCAGUGAAUUCAAACGAUUUUUUUUCUGCCUCAGAUUUAGAAAGACGGACUACGUCUCUCAAACUUGCCUUACUAGAACAUCGUAACGACGCAAAAGAAUUUUACGAGGCGUCUACAGAAGCAUUGCAAUACUUAUCUGGAACUUAUGCUCGAUUCAAUCGACAACUUAAUUUAGAACAAGAUCGUUGUAUAACUUUGGAGAAGACCGUUGAGCAAUUGGCUAAAGAACUACGUAGUUUGGAAAUCCAAUUAAAAUAUCAUAUUUCUAUGGCUUAUGAAAACAGAAACAUGAAAAAAAUUCAAUCUGAAGAAACCAGAAAAAUUGUAAAACAAACAGUAGAAAAAUUUCCUGAUCUAGAUAGUAUUAAUGAAUUCUAUGAUGCUAUAUCUAAUUUGGAUAUGAUUGGACAUUGUGAGACGGAUGCUGAAAUCAAUCAACCUGAUAUAGAAACACCGAGAGCAUUGAAUUACACUUCAUUAUCAUUGCCUAGUAGUAGUGAUGCAGUACGAGCAUCAUCAGCUAGUUUAAGUAGUUUAAUGAAUGUUGAUGAAACAUCAGUUUCAGGCAGUGAAUUAGAAUUACCAAAUGGUUAUACAAAUAGAAGUAAUGUUUUAAAAUCUAUUCGGUCUGAUGGUUAUUCGAAUACGUAUAAUAAAAAUUCUACUACUGACCAACGUAGUAACACUUUGAAACGUGGCCAAGUUUCUAAACGUCGAAGUACCAUACCUGUGUCACCUAAAAUUGCAUUAAAUUUAUGGGGUAUAAUUAAAAAUGCUAUCGGUAAAGAUCUUGCAAAGAUUCCAAUACCUGUAAAUUUCAACGAACCUUUAUCAUUUCUUCAACGAGCUGUUGAAGAUUUCACAUAUUCUAAUCUGUUAGAUUAUGCUUCACAGACAACAGAUCCAGUGGAACAAAUGGCUUAUGUUGUAGCAUUCUCAAUUAGUUGUUAUAGUUCAACUGCUUAUCGUACAACUAAACCAUUUAAUUCAUUACUCGGUGAAACUUAUGAAUGUGAUCGUACAGAUGAUUUGGGUUGGCGGUGUAUUUCAGAACAGGUUAGUCAUCAUCCACCUGGUUGUAGUCAAUAUUGUGAAUCAUUACGGCAUAAAUGGAAAGUAUGGCAAGAUUAUUUUCUAUCAACAAAAUUUCGUGGUAAAUAUUUAUCUAUCACUCCUAAAGGUACCAUUAAUUUACAAUUAUCUGAUGGAUCACAUUAUACAUGGACUAAAGUAACCACUAUUGUUCAUAAUCUCAUUGUUGGUACAAUAUGGAUUGAUAAUUGUGGUGAUGUAACUAUAGAAAAUCAUAAAACUGGUUAUUUAUGUAAUUUACAAUUUAUUGCUCAUUCUUAUUUCAAUAGAGGACAAGCAAGACGAGUUACAGGUUUUGUGAAAAAUCCAAACGGUGUACCGGUGGCUGUAAUUCAAGGAACAUGGGAUAAAUAUAUAGAAUAUCAACUUUUAUCAAUUGAUAAAGUACCUGUUGGUGAACCGAAAUUAGUAUGGCAAACGGACACAUUACCGCCUAAUGCUUCUGAUAUGUAUUAUUUUUCACAAUUCGCCAUUGAAUUAAAUGAAAUGGAAGAUGGUAUUGCACCGACUGAUUCAAGACAUCGACCUGAUCAACGUCUUAUGGAACAAGGGCUAUGGGAUCAAGCAAAUGAUGAGAAAAUGCGUUUAGAAACAAAACAACGAAAUAAACGUUAUGCAUGGGAGAAAGCAGUUCGUGAAGGUCAAACAGACGAACCAUUAUUCACACCAGUAUGGUUUACACCAAAAUAUGAUGUCAAUGGUAAUUUAUAUCAUCAAUAUUUAGGAAAUUAUUGGCAAGCAAAAGAACAACAAGAUUGGGCAAAAUGUCCAGAUAUUUAUUGAAAAAAAAAAGAAAGAAAGUUUUUCUCUUAGAUUUUUUUUAUUUUCUAUAAUUAUUCUUGUUGUGCGUACGCGCACGAGCGUGCGCGAGAAAAAGAGACAGAUUUCAGUAUAAUAAAACAAUAUAUUGUCUCUUUUAUACAUCAGUUUUCAUCGACUUUUUUCUCUCACCGUCUUUGUUGUUUGUUUUCUGACAACAUUCUUAUUCUGUGCUUAUUUAAAAUUAAAAUUAAAUCUCAUUCACUUUGCUUUUUAUGAUAAUAAUAUCCGAUUGUUAUCCUUUCAUCAUUUAUUUUGUCUGUUUUAUCUAUACACUAGACAAAUUCUGUUUCUCUACAUGGGGCUUUCACUAACUGCAACCAACCAGCCUUUUAUCGUGUUCCUUUUUAUUGAACUCACUGAUUUAUAGUUAAAAAAAAGUAGUAUAUUUUCGUGUGCUUACAGAUUGUGUUGUUGUGUACCUUCGUGUAUAUAAAUGCGUAUAUAUAUAUAUAUAUAUAUAU